GGAUGUUUACUGCAUGUGGUUGAGCCUGGCGGAUGCCAGAGAUGUCAUUCCUUUGGCUCUGCUCCCAGAUGCGUCUCCAGCCAUUCAUCGCUUGUGCGCAGGCAGUCACCGGCCGCAGAGUGACACUCGUGUACGGUGUUACCAGCAGUUUGCCAUGGAACGGGCCAUGCUCAACCACACCUUGCACAUCAAGAGCUAUGUGUACGACGCCCACGUGCGAUAUAUACACAACCACCUGUGUGAACAAGCCAUGCGUCAAGAGGAGAAGGCCGCAUACACAGGGAAACGCGCACGGACCGGUGGCCGGGAGAAGCACGCGGACAAGGCGAAGAGCUCAGCCACCCACAGCCAAUUCAGCGAUGACACGGUUGAGCAUGUGGCCCAACUCAUAGCCAUAUCUCCGGCGCCCCCGACUUUUGCGCGCAACCGAAUGUUUGUUGGAAACGUCAAUAUCGAGAUGGUAUGUA
This is a messenger RNA of Sphaeroforma arctica JP610, 467 nucleotides long. RefSeq lists its product as hypothetical. The transcript is spliced from 3 exons. NCBI's taxonomy places the organism in Eukaryota, Ichthyosporea, Ichthyophonida. The annotation marks the transcript as partial. The record is from RefSeq and is a predicted model, not a curated record.